AUGGAUUUUGAUUUACGAGCAUUGAAAGCGGUGCUAAAAUCAGCUGAAUUUCUCGAUGAAUCCGGAUAUCAAUCAGUUAUUGAACGCUCGCAACAUAAUCAGUAUGGUACUUGCUGGAUGAUCAACGAAGAUAUGAGUGAUAUUGAUAGUGAUGAUAUCGAUGAUAAUUGGGACGGCUUCAUGGAAGUUGGGGGCCAGCGGAUCAAGGUCAAAGAGAUGUCCGAUAUUCUCGCAUCGCGUUUCGCUUUCUUGUCCGGAGCGCGAACUAAGGACGGUCAUCCAAUUCUCACAUUCCCUGAUAGCCGUUCACAGCUGACGUUUGAUGAAUUCAAACUUCUCAUCUCAUAUCUUCUUCAAAUUCCACCCUUAGAAGAGAUUCAUAAAGGUUACGUUAUCGUCAUUGAUAAAAGAAUGGAUAAAUGGUCAAACGUACGAACACUUCUCUUCAAUUUAACGAAUUUCUUUCCUGGAUCGGUUCGAGUGGUUUUCCUUUUGAAACCCGAAAGUGUUUUUCAACGUGCACUUGAAGUCGGCUAUAAAGGAAUUGUUGAAAACAGCAAAUUUAAAGUGAUUAUUUGCCAAAGUUCUUUGGAACUCCGUCAUUACUUAGGAAUCGACUGCUUAACAAUGGAUGUUGGUGGUGCUCUGAAAUAUAAUCAUCUGGAAUGGGUGCAACAUCGUAUGGAUAUUGAGCGUAUGAAAUCGUCAGCAGCCGUUAUUGCUCAAUCAUUAAGCGAAUUUGGAAGGUGCUUGAAGGAAACUGAAUUGCCAAAUGAUGUCGAAACUACGGCACGAAUAUUGGAAGUCCAAAGCGCAGAGCGCGAUGCAAUCAAGGAAGAUUUCCGUAUAUCAAUUCGUAAGGGUUUAUCACUGCUAAGACACGUUCGCCAAAUUGAUGUGAAACCAGAGCACGAACAAUUAAGUCCAACUAGGUUACACAACGUGACUGCCAUAGAAAGGAUGUUAAUUCAGCUGGAAGAAACUGAACAUAGUUUCGAUAAUUUCUGGUUUCGGCAUGAAAAGCGCUUAACACAGUGCUUGAAAUUGCGACGAUUCGAAGAAAGUUUUCGUAAGCUGCAAUCCUCGUUUGCUAAACAUAUGAUUUAUCUCGAAGAACAUAGAGAGGUUGGUGACGGACCGGAAAAGGCCGAACAGUUGGCGAAAAUACACGAAGAUUAUUCGGAAAUAGCAAUGGAAGACAUAAUGAUGGCGCGUUCAUUACGUGAUACUGGUCAAGAAUUAAUCUCAUCGCAAGAUGUCGAAUUAACGGGAAGUUUAUUGCCGAAGUGCGAUGAGCUUGCAAGGAUGGCUGAUGCUUUACUUGGAGCUCUAACAAGGCGACGACAGGUCCUCUUACUUAGCAAAGAAAUGCACGAGCAAAUACUUGCUGCAAAUAAGUGGUGUAAGCGUGGUGUUGACAUUCUUACUUGCAUUCCACUAGAACUGUCGCCUGUAAACGCUUCAAAUGUUCUCAACAAUAUUGAUGAAUUUAUUUCCGAUGGUCGCAGUCUAAAGUUGGACGCGUUAAGUCAUUCUCCGGAUAUGAAUAGCCUUAUUUUGUUGACUACAACUGAAACAUCAACGCUUCUUUCCCAGGUGGCUGAACGUAUUGAUGAUAUUCGUCGAAUGAGUUCAUCGCGUCGUGAAGCACUAAGAAAAAUUGCUGAUAAGGAAAAUCGUAAACUUCCAGUGCAAGUUGUAAGUCCCGAAAAAUCACAACAGCGAUUAUUAGAUGCUCAUGAGUUAAGUCAAACCUCUACAGAGAAGAUAAACACGGAACGUACAUAUGUAACGGAAUUACAGUCAAUCAUCGAAUAUUAUAUAAAACCAUUCGAAGCACCAGAAAACCAAUCCCUUAUUCCAUCGCAACUCAGAGACCGGGGUCAUAUCGUUUUCGGCAAUUUAAGGGAUUUGUACGAUUUUCAUAGUCGGUUCCUCCUCGCAGACUUUUUUCAAGCAUCAGAAUCCCUUAUCGAUAUUUGCCAUUGCUUUGUUAACCAUUGCAAUCGAUUCCUUCAACUUUAUCACCCAUAUUGUCAAAAUAAAGCUGUUAGUGAGGCACUAAGGCGUGAUUUUGUUCAUGGGCUUAAAUUUUUCGCGGAUUGUCAAAAACGAGCUGGACAUCCAUUACCUCUUAGUGCUUACUUGCUCAAACCUAUACAAAGGAUAACAAAGUAUCAACUCCUUUUAAAGGAACUGCGACGACACUGCGCUGAAGAAAUGCGCUAUCAUGUCGAUGUCGCACUUUCGUCUAUGCUUGAUUUAUUGGCUCAAUUGAAUGCAGCCAUGCAUCAAUUACAUAUUUCAGGAUAUACGGGUGAUCUGACUUUGCUCGGACCUCUUCGUCUCCAAAGUGAAUGCGACAUAUAUGCAUAUAAGAAAAAAAGCCGACGUUUGAAUAAGGCGCAACGUCGUCAUAUCUUCUUAUUCGAUGGUGGUAUUUUGUUUUGUAAAAAGCGCACUCAGCCAGUUCCCUAUGCUCCAGAAUAUUAUGAACAUAAAAUUUGCAUACCGACGUGUAGUCUUGGGUUCACUGAGGUAUCUAAAACGUCAGCAUCACGUUUUGACGUCUGGGAUGAAUCGAAAAACGAAGUUUAUGCAGUGCAACCUCUUGGAGAAAACUUAAAGGCACAGUAUAUUCAGCGAUUGCAUCAAUUGACUUCCGAACGCCAAACUCAUAAACGAACCCAGCGACCGCAGUCGUGGACGUCGAUUGUUUCGAUUGAUAGUUCGACAUCAGCUCCUUCUAACAGCGAUACAGCGACUAGUGUCGAAUGCAAUUUGAUCGAUCCAAAUGGCAAUCAACCAUCGGUGCAAUCGUCUUCUUCAUCAUCUUCGCCAACAUUUGUUCCAUCACAGACAUUGCCAGUUUCGAAAAAUUUACCAGAAUAUAGCAACGAAUCAUUAAUAUCUUUUGGUGAUAUCAGUAAAACAAGGUCAAUGAGCUGUCCUGGGGUAGCCUUUGAACAAUUAAAUGGUCGAAUUUUGUGA
Molecule: messenger RNA, 2991 nt
Organism: Dracunculus medinensis (Guinea worm)
Lineage: Eukaryota; Metazoa; Nematoda; Chromadorea; Rhabditida; Dracunculidae
Source: the annotation of a GenBank genome assembly